Molecule: messenger RNA, 334 nt
Organism: Hyphopichia burtonii NRRL Y-1933
Lineage: Eukaryota; Fungi; Ascomycota; Pichiomycetes; Serinales; Debaryomycetaceae
Exons: 1
Source: RefSeq, a predicted model, not a curated record
CAUUCAUCGAUCAUUGGUCAUUCCAUGACCAAUGCAUAACCAUUGCAUGUCCAUGGAACAUCCACUCUACGCUCAUCUCGAGUCCAUCUCAUCGGUCUAUUUAUGUCUCAUUCAUGUCUCAUUUGCACUCAUUUCUCCUGCCAUUGUGUCCUCUAAUCUCAUCUUUCCACUUAGUCCCCCAUCCUUUACCCAUUCUACUUCUACUCUUUCAUACACCCCCUCCUACACUUUCUCCUACGCUUUCCCCUACGCUUUGUCUCUCUCUAGUGCCUAAUCCUUAAUUUUGUAGACGUGCGCAAAAAUCAAAAUGGCUAAAAAAAAAUGUUAGCUCGCC